AUGGACGACAAAACAAGAUCCAUAAUCUCACUUAUACUCUUCUUGCUUUUGACCAUCCCUGCACGAGCUCAGCGGACAACAACGGAGACUCCAACGACAAAGUUCAUUUUCCGAGGUUUUAACGGGAGCGAAUCGGAUAUUCGUACUCAAGGAGCUGCGAUGAUCAAACCCGACGGACUCUUGAGGCUCACUGACCGAAACCAAAACGUCGUCGGUACAGCUUUCUACAACAAACCGGUUAGAUUGCUAGACACUAAUAAUACAAGUUCCACAAACAACACGGUUCGUUCUUUUAGCACUUCUUUCGUAUUUGUCAUCAUUCCUUCAAGCUCAAGCAACGGAGGUUUUGGCUUCACGUUCGCGCUAUCUCCGACCCCUUAUCGCCCCGGAGCUGAUCCCGAGCAGUUUUUGGGGCUUCUCAACAAAGACAACGAUGGGAAUUCGACGAAUCACGUUUUCGCCGUGGAAUUCGACACCGUACAAGGAUUCAAAGACGGUGCUGAUAGUUCAGGCAAUCACAUCGGUCUGAAUUUCAACAGUCUCAAAUCUGCCUAUCAAGAACCGGUCGUGUAUUACGACAACGAUGGUCCUAAUCGGAAAGAGGAUUUCCGGCUUCAGAGCGGGGAGCCGAUCAGAGCACAUUUGGACUACGAUGGACCAACUCAAACUCUUAACUUCACCGUUUAUCCGGCUAAAUCAAGGUCUCGACCUAUAAGGCCUUUGAUCUCGCAACUACCGGUUCCAAACUUGUCGCAGAUCGUGCAAGAAGAAAUGUAUGUAGGAUUCACAGCGGCGACGGGGAGAGAGUCGAGUGCUCAUUACGUGAUGGGUUGGAGUUUUUCCAGCGGCGGCGAUCGUCCAAUUGCGGAUACGCUAGAACUCUCGGAGCUCCCUCCUGCGCCUCCGAAUAAAGCGAAGAAGGGAGGUUACAAUUCUCAGGUCAUCGCUCUGAUCGUAGCUCUAUCGGGAGUAACAGUGAUCUUGCUUGCGUUACUCUUCUUCUUCUCCAUGUACAAGAAGCGACUGCAACAAGGAGAGAUUCUCGAAGACUGGGAAAUCAAUCAUCCUCACAGACUCAGAUACAAAGAUCUCUUCGCUGCCACUGAUGGAUUCAGUGAGGAUAGGAUUAUCGGAACCGGAGGAUUCGGUACCGUUUUCAGGGGAAACAUCGCAUCGUCUCCGUCUAAUCAAAUCGCAGUGAAGAAGAUAACUCCGAAUAGUAUGCAAGGUGUUCGAGAAUUCAUCGCAGAGAUCGAGAGUUUGGGGAGACUAAGACAUAAGAAUCUGGUCAACCUUCAAGGAUGGUGCAAACACAAGAACGAUCUCUUGUUGAUUUACGAUUAUAUCCCCAACGGGAGCUUGGACUCGCUGCUCUACAGUGUCCCGAGACGAAGCGGCGCCGUUUUGUCUUGGAACGUGCGUUUUCAGAUUGCUAAAGGAAUCGCGUCUGGCUUGUUGUACCUCCACGAAGAAUGGGAACAGAUCGUGAUUCACAGAGACGUGAAACCAAGCAAUGUGUUGAUUGAAUCCGAUAUGAACCCCAGAUUGGGAGAUUUUGGUCUCGCGCGGCUAUACGAACGCGGAUCACAAUCGAACACCACUGUCGUCGUGGGAACAAUUGGGUAUAUGGCGCCGGAAUUAGCCCGCAACGGUAAAUCUUCGUCUGCGUCUGAUGUUUUCGCGUUUGGGGUUUUACUGUUAGAGAUCGUCUCCGGGAGAAGACCAACAGACUCUGGGACCUUCUUCUUGGCCGACUGGGUUAUGGAAUUGCACGCGAGUAAUGAGAUUAUCCGUGCGGUCGACCCGAGACUAGGAUCUGGUUACGACGAAAGGGAAGCAAAGCUAGCUCUUGGCAUGGGAUUGCUUUGUUGCCAUCAAAGACCAGCGUCUCGCCCGUCGAUGAGAAUGGUGCUUAGGUAUAUGAACGGAGAUGAAGAUGUUCCUCAAAUUGAUGACAAUUGGGGAUACUCAGAUUCUUCAUCGAGAAGCGAAAUUGGAUCCAAAUUUGAAGGAUAUGUUUCCUCGGAUAGGGCUUCCGGCUCAGUCGCGUCUUUCUCCGUUACAAGGAUUUCUUCGAGCUCUGUUAUGAGUGGUAGAUAG
Capsella rubella is the source of this 2100-nucleotide messenger RNA. RefSeq names its product lectin-domain containing receptor kinase VI.3. Gene Ontology annotation, molecular function: ATP binding; carbohydrate binding; protein kinase activity. Lineage: Eukaryota; Viridiplantae; Streptophyta; Magnoliopsida; Brassicales; Brassicaceae. Bases 1 to 2100 code for a protein of 699 amino acids. The record is from RefSeq and is a predicted model, not a curated record. Gene Ontology annotation, biological process: protein phosphorylation. The transcript has a single exon. Gene Ontology annotation, cellular component: plasma membrane.